AGUAGGCUCACUCAAUGCUGAGUGGGGAAUUAUACUCUCUAGUCUCUAUUCUCCCCGUUCAUCACCAUAACCUACAGCGUAAUACCAUACCAGUAUAUAUAUUACUACUACUUGUAAUAGCUUGCCUCACCAUGCUCGCCCUCCUCAUAUACGCCAGUCUGGCACUCAUCGUUCUGGCCGCUUGGGUUUCCGGUUCCCUUGACCCUUGCCAGAAAUGGUUGCAAGAGGUCGUCCUCGCCAUGAUGGGAGAGACCAAGGCAUCUUAUAGCCUAAAGAAGAGCUUGACGGGCAAAAAGCUCAUCGAAGAGGAGAAUUUGAGCAAGAUACAAAACAACCUCGGAAACAACCUCGGGGGACUCUUUGCAACGGGUGGUCCUGGCUCGGGCCUUGGGGCUGCUGUUGGGAAGGCUCUGUGAUAGUACUGCACAUAUUGAAUUGUUGGGCCUUUGGUUUUCGAAAAAAAAAAAUUCCUGUACUGUAACUAACUGUUUAUAAUGGUCCUCUCUCGUUCUUAUACCCUGCCAAUAAUUUUAUCAAAGCGUUUGAAACUGGGCUAGGCAUUUGAAGCUUUCCGCCUUUAGGCUUUAACGUUAUGUGCAGCACAAUACUUAUCAUAAUGAAUGUCCUUGCUCGCAGAUAAUGAAUAUUUUAUUGCAACCCGUUGAGUACCUUCUCCAUUAUGGCAUACUGAGGAAAUGUAUGUCCUUGUCUGAGUCACUAAAGAAGAUUCAUAUGUAACAUCACGCCUAGGGACCCAACCCCGGAUCUACAAAGAUGGAUUGUAGAAAAUUACUCAGGAUAGACUAGCGGGCCGCUAUAAAUAACUUAGAAAGUUAGCUAAUUCUCCAGGCAUGACCCGA
This is a messenger RNA of Blastomyces gilchristii SLH14081, 860 nucleotides long. RefSeq lists its product as uncharacterized. The coding region runs from base 15 to 416 and encodes 133 amino acids. The record is from RefSeq and is a predicted model, not a curated record. The transcript is spliced from 2 exons. Lineage: Eukaryota; Fungi; Ascomycota; Eurotiomycetes; Onygenales; Ajellomycetaceae.